Molecule: messenger RNA, 1279 nt
Organism: Aedes aegypti (yellow fever mosquito)
Lineage: Eukaryota; Metazoa; Arthropoda; Insecta; Diptera; Culicidae
Gene: Wdr92
Product: WD repeat-containing protein 92
Exons: 2
Coding region: 107-1219 (370 amino acids)
Molecular function (GO): ubiquitin binding
Source: RefSeq, a predicted model, not a curated record
UACAGAUCUUAGCAACGGCAGUGUUCGCUCUUGUUUCAGUUUGCCGGAUCGAAUUUCAGGAGCAAAUCUUCCAUACUGUUCCGACGAAACCACCAGCUUUCCGACGAUGGAUUCCGUCCAGAUGAUAGCCCACAUCGAAAAGUCGCUGGACUAUUCCGUAUUCGACGUCAAAUGGAUACCCUGCACGGCCAAGUUUGUGGUGAUGGGAUCGAAACCGAAAGGAACCGGAAUACUGCAGAUCUACGAACUGAACCGGGGCGAGUUGGACAAAGUGCGCGAGAUUGAAAAGCCAAAGUCAUUCAAAUGCUGCUCGUUCGGGGCUUCCGGACUGCGUGAGAAGCAGUUGGCCACGGGCGAUUUCAUGGGUAAGUUGGCGAUAUACAAUGUGGAACGGUUAGAACAGCCAGUUUAUGAAGUGCCUGAAGCGCAUGCCGGGAUCAUUAACUCGCUGGAUGCCAUUGGAGGAACGACGGUGAAUUGUGGAGCACCAGAAAUCGUCACCGGAGGAAGGGAUGGUUCGGUGAAAGUUUGGGACCCGAGACAGAAAGAUGCCCCGGUGGCGCACAUUAGUGCCCUGGGGGAUGGUCCCGCCGAAAAGCGCGAUUGCUGGGCUGUAGGCUUCGGCGAUUCCUUCGAUUCUCUUGAACGAUGCGUAGUAUCCGGUUACGACAACGGCGACGUUAAGCUGAUUGAUCUACGGGUGAUGAAAGAACGUUGGACCACCAACGUAAAGAACGGCGUUUGCGGAAUCGAAUUCGACCGCAAGGACAUCAAAAUGAACAAACUGGUCGUCACAACGCUGGAGGGAGGCCUGCACGUGUUCGAUAUGAGGACCCAACAUUCCGAGAAAGGUUUCGCACAGCUGACGGAAAAGGACGCGGGACAGGCCUUGGGCAGCAAUGGGGUCAUUAGUGGUGCCAAGUCGACCGUUUGGACCGUUAGACAUUUACCGCAGAAUAGAGACAUUUUCGCUACCUGUGGAGGAGCUGGUAAUAUUCGGGUGUGGCUUUACCACUAUCCCGAAAAACGUACGAAAUCAACCUCCACCGGGGAAGAACAAGGUGUUGUCGGUUCCCUAGAGAUGUUAAAUGCCACUACAAUCUCCACUCAGCCGGUUCACACGUUCGAUUGGAGUCCCGAUAGGCAAGGCUUGGCAGUAUGUGGAGCGUUCGAUCAAACUAUUCGAGUACUGGUAUCAACUAAUUUGCACCUGCAUUGAAACAGCUUUAAAUAUAGAAUAUAUUUUCCUAUUCGAUCUUCUUCUUAGUUACAACAAAAA